Molecule: messenger RNA, 2703 nt
Organism: Paramisgurnus dabryanus
Lineage: Eukaryota; Metazoa; Chordata; Actinopteri; Cypriniformes; Cobitidae
Gene: rxfp2b
Product: relaxin family peptide receptor 2b
Biological process (GO): hormone-mediated signaling pathway; activation of adenylate cyclase activity; adenylate cyclase-activating G protein-coupled receptor signaling pathway
Cellular component (GO): plasma membrane
Molecular function (GO): protein binding; G protein-coupled peptide receptor activity
Source: RefSeq, a predicted model, not a curated record
CCUGUGUUUUUGUCGAUUCACUCCGCUAGCUUUUUUGCGCGUGAAACUGAUCCUCGUGGGGUCAGUCACAAAACACCUUUUCUUAUUAUUAAUAAGAUAACGACAACAUGCAUUUGUUGGAAACUACUUGGACAAAGCAUUUCAGCAGCAUAUAUUUUGGUAAAAUGAAGUUGGAAAUGUAAAUGUGGGUAUUUUCCACUACCUCGGCGCUACAAUGGUAUCAGUUCAAUCUGGUAAGACUGUUUUUUCAUUGGAUUUACUUUUGAUAUGGAUAUUUUCCGCUAUAUCAGUAUCAACGAUCAAAGCAGGGUUGGACAGCAGGCCUGAAGAAGACUGUCCGCUGGGUCACUUUCCAUGUGGCAAUGUGAGCAUUUGUCUGCCACAGGUUCUUCACUGCAAUGGCCAAAACGACUGUCCUAAUGGAGCCGAUGAGGACAACUGUGGGGAUAACAGUGGCUGGGCAGACCUCUUUGACCAGACAUUUAAACGAGUUCAUCCACAAGAGCUUGCUACAGACUGCCAUGUGGAGCAGUACCCUCAUCGCUGCCAGUGCAUUAACACCGAGGUUCACUGCGUUCGUGUCAGUUUGAAUUCCAUCCCGCAGGUGUCAACAAAUGUUACCUCCCUGUCUUUGAAAAGCAAUGAGAUUCGGAUAGUACCCGACGAGGCUUUCAUCAAAUACACACAACUACAGAGGCUUUUCCUCCAGGAUAAUUGCAUUGCCACUGUUUCCACUCAGGCCUUUAGUGGAUUAUACAAGCUACAGAAACUAUCAUUGAGCCAAAACUGCAUCUCUUUGCUUCCUCCUGGUGUGUUCAGGGAUCUUCAUAAACUCAAGUGGUUAAUUUUGGAUGACAAUCCUAUAACUACAAUUACAGCAAACACAUUUACCGGCCUGAAUUCCCUCUUUUUUCUAUCAAUGGUGAACACCUCUAUAGGGCAGCUGCCUUCUGACAGACUCUGCACCCACAUGCCCUCCCUCAGCUGGCUGGACUUUGAGGGGAACGUUAUAAAGACUGUGGGCAUGUCAACGUUUCUCACUUGUGAACAUCUAACAGUGCUGUCACUGAGGGAUAAUCUCAUCAAGAAUUUGCCGGAAAACACUUUCCAUGCCCUGCGCAUGCUGGGAGACCUGGAUCUGUCUAUUAAUCUAAUACAGGCACUGCCAAUCAAUAUAUUCAGGGAUUUGUCAUCCUUGCAAAUUCUGAAUCUCUCUCAAAACCCACUGGACCAUAUCCACCCAGGUCAAUUCAACCAUCUAGUUCAGCUGCAGUCUCUUGGCCUGGAGGGAGUGGAGAUACCAAACAUCCAGACACUAAUGUUUCGGCCAAUGAAUAACCUCUCCUACAUUUAUUUCAAGACGUUUCAGUACUGCUCGUACGCCCCACAUGUCCGGAAGUGUAAACCGAACUCAGACGGGCUCUCUUCUUUCGAAGAUCUGCUGGCUAACGUCGUCUUGCGUGUGUCUGUGUGGGUCAUAGCUUUCAUAACCUGUUUUGGGAACCUCUUCGUCAUCGGGAUGCGGACAGUCGUACGUGCUGAAAACAACUUGCAUGCUCUCUGCAUUAAAGUUUUGUGCUGUGCAGAUUGCCUGAUGGGGGUCUAUCUGUUCUUCGUGGGGAUCUUUGAUGUGAAGUUUCGCGGCGAGUACAACAAGAACGCCAAGCUUUGGAUGGACAGCCUGGAGUGUCGCACCAUUGGUUUCCUGGCUAUGCUGUCGUCUGAAGUUUCCGUCAUGUUGCUCACCUACUUGACCAUGGAGAAAUUCCUGGUUAUCGUUUUUCCUUUUAGCCACCUGCGACCAAACAAGCGUCAAACGUGUGCUGUCCUGACCUCCAUAUGGCUCCUGGGUCUCUUCAUAGCUGCCGUGCCUCUCCUCAAUGAGGAGAUGUUUGGGAAUUACUACGGACACAAUGGAGUAUGUUUUCCACUUCACUCAGAGCGUCUGGAAAAGCCAGCUGCUAAAGGAUAUUCCACUGGAAUUUUUCUUGGACUUAACCUGGUGGCCUUCCUCAUCAUUGUCAUCUCGUACUCCAGUAUGUUUUACUCCAUCUAUAAGACGGGCAUCAAUGCCACAGAGCUGCGUGGACGGCUGCACAGGGAUGUAGCCAUGGCGCACCGUUUUUUCUUCAUUGUGUUCUCUGAUGCCCUCUGCUGGAUUCCCAUAUUCCUUGUCAAAAUCCUCUCCCUGCUGGAAUUUAAGAUACCAGGAACCAUCACGUCAUGGGUGGUGAUCUUUAUCCUCCCCAUCAACAGUGCCUUAAAUCCCAUCCUCUACACACUGACCACCAGCUUCUUUAGAGAGCAGGUGGAACUUUUAUGGUGCCAUUGGCAAAGACAACCAAAGCUUAAACCAGACCGUAAAAGCCUCACCAGCUCUGUUAUCUACAUGGACCCAUCAAGAUCUUCCUACUACCAUCGUGGCUACAAUACACAAACAUCUAUCUUAGACAGUAAUGCCAGUUAUAGAUGAAGAUGCUCUCAUACAUGGAGUGGAACAUAAGCGCAGGAGGCUUUAAAGGCAUUUUUUAAAGCUCCCUGGUGUUGCUCUGACAAAUCUCAGUGUCAAGGACUGAGAUCCAGACAGUCGUCUGUGCUUGAUCAUGUACCUGAAGAUGUUAUGGUGGGACAUUGCUAUUGAACAAAAAAGCAAGACACGGUUCUAGACUGUUGCCAAAAGUUAAAGGGAUGAUCUUCUAUCAC